AUGGUUUACACCGGCAAGCCCUCGGGCGGAUGCAAGUUGUGCAGGAUAAGGAAGGUCAAGUGCGAUGAAGGGAAGCCGUUCUGCCUGCGAUGCACCAAAUCGAAGCGACACUGUCCCGGCUACGGAGCCGUUGUGCGUGACCAAGGGAAACUCUCCCCCGAGAAGCUUAAGAAGAUGAGGGCGGGCAGUUCAGACAGCACGAAUGCCGUAGACCCGUCCAUACCGCUCAAAACCAGCCCAGAAGGUGAUUGUUGCCUGGAUACGUCGGCAAUUACUCCCAGACGGGGGUCAUCACCAUCUUUCAGGCUCGGCGAUAAGGAAGGCGACCUCGUGAGCGUGUUGGAACGGGUCCCGGGAGGCCUUAUGGACUCACUCGACGAGCAAGCUUCGUGCUUGUUUCUGUCCGAAUACGUCAAUGUGCCCUUGACAGCCACUGCAAGAGGACACUACUCUUUUCUACCAAGGUUUCUAGGCAGCGGCACAGUUUCGGUAUGCCUCUCGCAGGCUUUCAAGGCUACAUCAAUGGUCACCUUGGCCAUGAGACAAUCCAAAGGGUCCAGAGGCCCUGCAUUGAUUCGAGCCCAAGAGCACCAUCUAAAAGCGCUGAGGGCAGUGGGUCAAGCUCUCGCGGACCCGAAAGAGAUGAAGAGUGACCAAACCUUGGGCGCUGUACUGAUGCUGGCUCUAUACGAGACUUUGAUGUCCAAGGACUCAGUGAAGGAGUACAUAAGCCAUGUGAAGGGCGCGGCCAAGAUUGUGCUGAUGCGAGGUGAUCAAAUCUUCGAGACGACCGAAGGAAAAGAGUUGUUCUCCAUGACGCGCAAUCAAUGCCUGACACUUCAGAACCUUUUCAAAGACCCCGAGAUUUCCAGCUACACGUGGCUCCUCUACAAUGAUGCAGUCAAUCAGAACAAUCGGGCCACGCUCGAUAUUAGUCUUCUCAGCAGCAAGCUUCAGCAAGCCGUUGAUAUCAUCCUUGCCAAGGCCAGCAGCCCAAGUCCCCAAGCCGUCGAGAAGAUGGUGGAGCUGCUCGAAAAGGCCCGUAGGCUGGAAAGCGAAUUCAGCAAGCUCCACAACGCAAACCCCGCGUUCAAAGUCGAGACUGCGGAAUGGGUGUUUGACAGGAGCGACGAGGAGCUCGACACUGAGCCUACAUUCGAUGGGCCGGUGUACAAGUUCUUCAACCUACCAAUGGCUGUGCUGCAUCUGGUCACGUGGAGCUCUCAUUUGAAUCUCAUCACGACGCUCAUGCGCGCUGUUGCGUGGCUCGAAGCAGCCGGGCACGAAGGCCUGGACGACGAUGAGUACGAUGAGCUAGUACGAGUGGCGAGCGUCCGCAUCCAAGACAUAGUCUCGGCAGUUCCUUAUUUCUGCAGUUGGAACGGCUACGGCGUUGUGGUGUCCCAGUUCCCCUGCGGCACCACGAAGCCCGACGAUCCGUUAAAGGGAGAGGCUGGCCUGAUUGUCAUGUGGCCGCUCGCGAUGGCCAUGAAGAGCGAGUACGCUACCCCGCGGCAAAGACGGUACCUAAGGGGCCGUCUCCGGUACAUCGCCGACGUAUCUGGUAUAAAUCUGGCGCGCUACUUCAUCAACGAGUUGUAA
Messenger RNA from Colletotrichum truncatum, 1602 nucleotides. The record is from RefSeq and is a predicted model, not a curated record. NCBI's taxonomy places the organism in Eukaryota, Fungi, Ascomycota, Sordariomycetes, Glomerellales, Glomerellaceae.